AUGAAGAUUCUCGAUAUCGGGUGUGGGCCUGGCUCCAUCACAUUGGACUUGGCUACUCUCGUUCCACAGGGUACUGUCAUUGGCAUUGACUACAGUGGAACUGCAAUCUCUUCCGCCAAAGAGCUGGUUCACAAACGAAAAGUCGACAAUGCAACUUUCGAGGUCGCCGAUUUCCUAGAUCUUCCGUACGAAGACGAGACAUUCGAUAUCGUUUGCGCACAUCAAUUUCUCAUUCAUCUUCCCAACGCAUCGUCUAAAAUCGGAACCGUGGAAGGUUUGAAGGAGAUGAGACGUGUUUGCAAAACUGGUGGCCUAGUUUGUGCGAGAGAAUGCGAUUGGAGGAGCGCUGCGGUCCAUCCCUCAAUCCCCGGUGUAUUGGACAGCAUGAAAUUGAUCGAAGAUUUGACUGCUUUGAGAGGAACCUCCCCAUACGGUGGAAUGGCUCGGUUCUGGGCCCAGAAAGCAGGGUUUGCAUCUGCAGAUAUCGAUACCUCUGCCUCGGCGGUUUACUAUUCGAGUCCUGAGGAAGUGAAGUGGUGGGGUGAGACGAUGGCUCAGCGUCUGGAACAAGGGUCUUCGCUCGACAAGGGAGUAAGUGAAGGUCUCAUUUUUGAGACGCAAAAAGACACACCUCCUUCAGGGUGGAGAGCAUGGUCUGAGCAAUCCGAUGCUUUUUUCUCUAUGACGGAUGUUCAACUUAUUGCAAGAAAUAGAUGGCAUGCGCUUUUGUGUGACUACGUCGUUCUGGUAUCCUAA
Penicillium psychrosexuale is the source of this 756-nucleotide messenger RNA. Its product is annotated as class I SAM-dependent methyltransferase. The record is from RefSeq and is a predicted model, not a curated record. Gene Ontology annotation, molecular function: sterol 24-C-methyltransferase activity. Gene Ontology annotation, biological process: sterol biosynthetic process. NCBI's taxonomy places the organism in Eukaryota, Fungi, Ascomycota, Eurotiomycetes, Eurotiales, Aspergillaceae. Gene Ontology annotation, cellular component: endoplasmic reticulum. The transcript has a single exon. The coding region runs from base 1 to 756 and encodes 251 amino acids.